AUGACAUUGCACUGUAAGCCUGUUGCAUCCCGUUCAUCCCUCCAUUCAACCCUCCCUCUCUCCCUCCUUUCUUCCUCUGCUCUUCCUUUCCCCCCUCCCAGCAACGCAAGCUUAAGCGAUAACUACGUUGUGGCCCCCCAGGGGUUCAAGGUCUAUCUAGUUGAUAAUGCCUUUGAGCUCCCUUUUCCGGUGACCAUCACAGCCUUGAAGCACCUCACACUGCUAUCCAUAACGGGAAGUGGUCUCAGCGGCUCCCUGCCUACUGCGCUCUUUACCAUGCCCAAUCUCAAGCACCUUGACCUCACCAGCAACAAGCUCUCAGGCAGAAUACCUGAUGCAGUAGGGCUUGCAACAUGCCUCCAGACCAUGGAUCUAAGCAGCAAUUACCUCCGUGGCUCCCUCCCUGCAUCCAUGGGCAACCUCUCUCAUCUCACACGCCUCACCCUCACAGAUAUGAACCUUCAUGGCUCCUUGCCUGCUGCUCUCUUCACCAUCCCCACUCUCAAGCACCUUGUUAUUACCACGACUCUUAUCUCAGGCAGCAUCCCUAUCGAAGUGGGCCUCGCAACAGGCCUCCACACCCUGAAUCUCGAGAAUAACAGGUUUUCAGGCUCCAUUCCAGAGGCAAUCAGCAACCUCAAGCAGCUGCGAGAGUUGAGCCUUGGCAGGCAAAAACUUUCAGGGUCCAUCCCCGAGUCAAUUGGAGCGCUCACCAACCUGCAAGAUCUGAUGCUGCUUAGGAACAGGCUGAGUGGCACCAUUCCCGCCUCCAUUGGCAACCUCACCGCACUCACCACCCUGUAUCUCUGGGACAAUAGACUUGCGGGGACGAUACCUGCUGGCUUCAGCAAACUCACUAACCUCAGAGAACUUUACUUUGCCAACAACCAGCUGGUAGGGCCGCUGCCCGCCAUUCACCGCAUGGCUCACCUCCAAUACCUGCAUGCUGAAGAAAACUACCUCAAAGCCACAGCAAACCCACUCCCUCAAUGCCCCACCACUUCCACUCCCUGCAACGAUACCUCCGGAUGCCCCGUCUUGUACAUCUACAAGAACUGUCUUGCAAGCGAACCGAUCGGGUGCAACUAUGACACGCAACACGGCUGCCUUAGCACCCGCGCGGUCCUCUGCAGGGAAUUCCAGGCCCAGAGGCAUGACAGCGAGUGCCGGGCGUUCUGUGGGGCGCAGUUUCUCACACCACCAUGCAGCGGCCAUGGCGUGUGCUCCAUCGUGCCUCACCCCUCUUCUGACCUGCCUGUGUGUAAGGAUGAGCACCCGCCGCCGUUCUGCAACCCCAAUGAAGGCAAGGCGCAGUGCACCUGUGAUGAGGGGUACACGCCAGGGACUGCUGCAGGCACUUGUGUCCCUCGAG
Molecule: messenger RNA, 1372 nt
Organism: Closterium sp. Yama58-4
Lineage: Eukaryota; Viridiplantae; Streptophyta; Zygnematophyceae; Desmidiales; Closteriaceae
Source: the annotation of a GenBank genome assembly